Messenger RNA from Acanthoscelides obtectus, 12205 nucleotides. Lineage: Eukaryota; Metazoa; Arthropoda; Insecta; Coleoptera; Chrysomelidae. The record is from the annotation of a GenBank genome assembly.
AGAGUCUUUGAACCUACCACCAAUUGCAAUUCUUCUGAACGCUGAAACCGUACUAAUAAUUUUGAUAUCAGAGAUUUCGCACCCAAGAAAAAAAAAUUGGUGGUACUUUCAUUUAUAGAAAAAUUGCUUGCUAUUUCUUGUUUGAACUCAAAGUAUAAUGUCCAUUUUGUUGUUGAUAUCCCUAAAGCCAUGGGAUAUUUAUGGUUAUUGGUCUCUUCUGAUUUAUUAAUUUUUCUUCAAAUCGAACAGUUAAGAAGGGACUGGAGUACGGCGCUGGGGUGUCGGGAUUCUGGCGGUAAGAGGGAACGUCCGAAACAUUAUCUACUUGGGUCGUAAUAAACCACAGAUUUAACGAUACGCAUAUUGAUCGGAUUAUAACGGUCGAAUUCAAUGAUGCGUGUAUUCUUCGGUCUAUAACAAUUUGAAUAUGUUACUUAAUAGAAGACAGUAAAAUUACUAGGAACCUACAGUCUAUGUACAAAUCAGCUUUUAUUUUGAAUUUAAAAUGAAUUGAUUUUUUAUGGGGUAAAAACCAAUACGAUUUUUUAGUACCUACUUUAUCAUCAAGUUAUGAAUGAUAUUUUUGGGGAAUUCUUUGUACGUAACUACGGGUUAGAAACAAAAACUAUGACAUGUACACUUUUAUUAUUAUUAUUUUCCAUUUAGAAGCAUCUUUGGCGCAUAUAAGAGAAUCAUAACAACCUGACACUAUUUAGUAUACGGAGAACCUGGAAUAACUAGCUGUCAGAGGAACCGGAGGCCAAGUAUUUUUGAGACUCUCAGGGCUUUAAAGCUAAAUUGAAUUAUAGUGUUAAAAGUAAUUUAAAAUAAACUGGCAUAUUAGUUUCAUGUAAAAAAUGACUUUAUUUCACUCACAACAAUGUUCUUAGGCAUGAAUCAAUCUUUAACAAGCUAAUAAGUAGUGACUCCCCGCUAAAUAGGCGAUAGGGCGCGAACGGGAGUUGGUCUAUGAAACAUAAUCCAAAUUCAUAUUUUUAUUAGGAAGUUUAUUUAUACUUAGUCUUUAAAGUGACGAAGAGCUAGGACAAAGUUUUGCGAUCCUGGUUCUUCGGUUCGAUUCAGAUAAUCUAAAAAUAGGUUGCUUAGGUUUCUCAGACUUUUAGUUUACUCUCCUUAUAUUAAACCAUUCAUAAUAUAUUCGUAUAACUCAACCAUCAAAGAAUCGAGCUCUACUAACUGCUUUUUAUUGUUUGAGUUGAGAAUUGGUUUGUUCGUGCGACUGUUAUUACUACUAUUAUAGCCGUACAAAUCGUUAUUGGCAAAAAGCCAAAACUGUAAAACAUGUAAUUUUUAAGUUUUCUCUCAUGGGUAACCUUGACAUUUAUAAUCUAUAUUCGAGCUAAUUUUGGAACGUAUCAAUACAUCAUUAUGGAUCUCUUAACAUGCUAAAAAUACGUAUUGUUCAGCACAUCAGUAUGGUUCAUUUCUACCUUCAACACUAUUAUUUUCUUUUGUUAACAUUGGAUCACACACCGAUUGGAAGGUGUUAAAAUUUUGUUAUUGAGAUUUAGGACAAGUACAUCAUUACCAGCAUCAGAACGACUUUCAGACAUUUCAAACGAAACCGGCAUUUGAUUGUUAUCAGAGCACAAACAAUAUUUUCUUGUUUUCUGUAAUAAUAUAAGUACAUAGAUACGAAAUUACCCUGCAAAAUUUCAUGGAUUAUUGAUACUAAUGCCAGUGCCCUUAAAUAUGUGUCUCUAACAAUCUCGACGCUUCACCCAAAUGAGGAUCAGAUUCUGUGAGUGAAGUCAUUUAAGUGAUGUCAAAGUAAGUAUCCUCAAAACUUAGAAUGUUAGAGAAAUAUUUCCGACCCUCGUGUAGCAGACAUCCACGCCUAGACCUAUAUUCUUGAGUUUGAAGGAGUAGAAAUUGUGAGAGAAAAUGGCAAAAAGUGGGUGUGGCCAAGAAAUGCAGUGUUCUUGAAAAGUGAUAGAAAUGAUAUCACUUUAUGGAGUCGCGAUUUCUCUUGGUACUGACCAAGAGAAACUGGACACAUUAGUAGAAAAUAGCGCUAUAUAACCUAAAAAUUGACCCCCGCGAGCUCCUGCACUUUCGAUCACAACAAAGGCAAGAGUAGAUAUUAUGUUUUAGUCAUUCUAAAACAGAAUCCUUUAAUCUAUGAUUGAAUUUUUCCUGGUGCAUUUGGUGCACUCUAAGAAAUUCAAUCAUUUUGUCCAUUUGUAGUGUGUUUUUUUAAAAGUUUUCGGUUCCAUAGAUAAAAUUAUAAGGAGGAAAUCUUGACCGAAAUCUUUGGUUAGUUUUUGACUGUGAAAGUUAUCUCCAUUUUGAUUGAUUUAACACGUUUACUCAACCCUGUGUCUUGAUUUCCUUUCUCAUUUAUAUCGAGUCCUUUCAAGAAUACAGUAUUUUCGAAUCCAUGGAACACUGGGGGAGUAGAAAAAGAGUUUCGAUCAUAUACGCCCGCAUGAAUUUUUCUUAUGAGAAGGGGAGGGCCAUCUAUGGACAAGAGAACUUUUUGUGUGAAAGCGUAACUGCCUGCAGAACUUUUUGAAAAAACGAGGGAAAGCAUAUUUUCUCAGGGAGCCUAAUCCGAAAGGGCCCCAAAAUGGUACAAAAACAUGGUAAAUAUGCAAACUUCAAUUGUAUCAGUCUGUUUGACUAACUUGAUCCGGUAAAUUUCUCUGUUAUAUAUUCGUAGCUAACUUUUUUUUUCAGUGGGGCCAACUUGUACCGAACAUCAUCCUCCAUGAACUGGUGGCAGCGAUGGAAGUGCAGAGUCAACCUACUUGACGCCAUUUUUUCCGUGUAUCUUAGCAAAUACUCUCAAUUGCGAAACAUUCUAAGUGCCAUUUUCGUAGUUGAAUAUGCACCUUUCCGUCCUUUUAAACGACUUAUUUCUCACAGUUUCCGGGAAAUCAAAGGUAAUGUUGAGAGUCGAAUUUGAAAUACAUGGCAUGAUUCAUUAAAAUGGAAUAGAGCGAACUUAUAAAUUCAGGAAUUACAUAUUUGAAACGUUGCGUUGAUCUUGCACAUGUAAAUCAAAAUGUUAACAAAAUGGAAGUUUAUGUUGAAAUAAGAGAUCCAAAAAUACGCAUUACCUUCAAUUAAGGUGGUAUGUCUGCGGAAAGCGACCUUGUUUUCGCGCCUAAGUUACAUACGGUGUAAUAGCGGCGUAGUAUUCCCAAAUUUCCACCGGACGCGGACGUCCCAAACACAGCGGCCACCUGAUAUCAUUCGACCGGCGGCAUGAAAAUCCCUCGUCCCGUGUAUUUUUAGCCUUUGCGGCGACGGCUCAUGGGCAUCCGCGUUGCCAAAAUACCUAUCAGUGCACCGGUUAGUCAUCGGCGGUAUACUCCGGCGGCAAAACAAUCUAGUGCGAACCUUGCGGAACCAUCUCCUACGGAAACAUCCCCUUGAGAUCCGUGAGACCUUCCGCGAAACCUUGUCACGGAGUGUUCUGAGUAUCCGUAAUCCGCGAAGAUGAGCGUAACCAGUAUGCGCAUGCGCACUCCGUCCCCGAAAACGGUAACCUUCGACCCGUCUCCACCUACCACUCUGGAACGCCGCCCCAGAAAGCUUCGCUUUAAGAGCCACAGGGAGUGGGAGCAGUAUCUUAACGCUCUUCUGGCGGACCUGCAAAAUACGGUUUCUGGUGGCAUCGGGUCCCCUUACGGCUACGGCUCUACCGGUUCGGUGCGUAGUACAACGAGGUCACCGGAUUCAGAUGGAUAUGCUUCCAGAUCGGAGACCUACGGUCCGAAAUCGGCUGGCUACGGCCGCUCUCCAGUUCCUCCGUCUUCCACUGGUCGAAGCCCUUCUGCUGGUUACGGAAGUCAUGACCAUUCGGGUAGUCAUCACGGCGAAAUAGGACAAACUCAUUACGGGCAAGGCCCCCAACACGGUCAACAUGGAAGCGCUGGAGGCAAGCCAGCUGACAAGCGUCACUACAAUAAUAACUUGGAUGAGCUGGACUCAUUGCUGCAGGACCUUAGUACGAGAUACAACUCUGGCACUCCAGAUAACAUGAAUGGGUCAUCUGGGCACUAUAACGGAUCCUUGCGAGAGUCAGGAGUAAAAAGCCCUUCGAACUACUCCAGGCCUUCCAGUGCGCAAAGUACAGUUAGGCCUUCCGUUGAUAGCCUUCUGGAUGAAUUAAAUUCUGGUGAAGUGAUAUAUACAGGCCCCAAAAAGGUGACGAUCACAGUGAAAGAAACGAAGACAGAAACUGGAUUUCCAGGCGAAACGGAAUUGAUAUCGUCUCAAGUAACCACCACACAUGCUCCUGCCGCGUCUACUGCUACGAGGGAACUGGAUGACUUGAUGGCAAGCUUGUCAAACAUUAAGGUGAACCAGAGCUUGCAACAUCACCAAGUUUCAGACCAGCAGUACGCGCGGCCUAUCAAAGCCACUCAGAGCCAACCACCAGCUGCUCCUCCAAAACAGAAUUUAGAUUCUAUGCUUGGAAAUCUCCAGGCAGACAUGAGCAGACAAGGAGUUAACACCAGCCAAAAGGGAUGUUGCAGUGCCUGCGACAAACCUAUCGUGGGCCAGGUUAUCACAGCCUUGGGCAAGACGUGGCAUCCUGAGCACUUUACCUGUGCUCACUGCUCCCAGGAGCUGGGCACCAGGAACUUCUUCGAGAGGGACGGAAAACCAUACUGCGAACCUGACUACCAUAACCUGUUCAGCCCUAGAUGCGCUUACUGUAACGGACCUAUUUUAGACAAAUGCGUAACCGCCCUUGAGAAGACCUGGCAUAUGGAUCACUUCUUCUGUGCUCAAUGUGGCAAGCAGUUUGGAGAGGAAGGUUUCCAUGAACGCGAUGGCAAGCCGUACUGCAGGGAUGACUACUUUGAUAUGUUUGCUCCCAAGUGCGGUGCUUGCAAUCGUGCUAUCAUGGAAAACUAUAUUUCAGCUCUUAACUCGCAGUGGCAUCCAGACUGCUUUGUCUGCAGGGACUGCCGCGAGCCGUUCAUAGGCGGCUCCUUUUUCGACCAUGAAGGCCAACCUUACUGCGAGACCCACUACCACCUGAAACGAGGCUCACUGUGCGCCGGUUGCCACAAACCCAUUUCCGGACGAUGCGUCACUGCCAUGUUCCGGAAGUUCCAUCCAGAACACUUCGUUUGCGCUUUUUGCUUAAAGCAACUCAACAAAGGCACGUUUAAAGAGCAGAACGACAAACCUUACUGUCAUGCUUGUUUCGAGAAGCUUUUCGGCUAAAUGUUGUUUUUUGGUUAAACAUAUGAAGAUCAUGUUAUUUCACUAGGCACACCGUCAGACAUGAUGUGAUACAAACUAUUGCUGGAGAAAUAGCGGUACGGUUCGAUGGAUGACGUGCGUUCCGUAACUAGUAACAUAACUUGUAUAUGCAGUCAUUUUUAUUUUCUAAGAUUAAGAACAGCGACUACGAGAUUGUCUGGUAUAGGUCUUGUUACCAUUUUUUGGCGGUUAUAUAUCAUUGUCAUAUGAAAUAACUAAGCUGAUCGACUAACUGUAUUAUGGGCGGAGCUUAAUUUUCUUAUUAAGCGGAAAAUGUACACUGCGCAAAUCGAUCUUCAAUACACACAUAAAGUGGGAAAUGGAAAACUUCAAUUACCUGGAAAUACUUCAAUAAAUUUUGCACAAACUGUCGACAUUAUCCACUAAUUGUAUUUCCAGCAUUUCAGUACGGAUAUUUUCAAUCGAGUGUAAACACAAAUCUCGAGCACAUGACCAGUGAACCACACUGGUAGUGACCAGCAUGACUGUAGAACCCUCAUACUUAACGAGAAAAUUAUAGAGGCGGUGAGUCAAAACUAGGAAACUUAUGUCUAUCAGCUUAUACAAACGGACGGUAGAUUUCAUGUAUGUAUGUGAGGGAGACGUUGGCAUGAAAGUGAUACCGGCUGUUUUACUGUGACCUACCAAAAUCGGUGAAAAGACCUAUACGUGAUAAUUUGGACUGACAGGUAACUCGAAGAUAUCUGCUUCCAGUUUUGUUCAUCACAUUCAUACUAGCAGGUGAUACAUUUUUGACCAAUCAUUUAGGUGAGCUCAUACAAGCGACUUUUGUCUUCGAAUUCUUUACUGGUUUUGCGAAUAUUGACAGCGCUGAUAAAAAUGUCACUAGGAAGUGACUGUGACAAAAGUUACUUGUCUGCUCUACAGAAAACAGUCUAUUUUUGGACCUAACGCAACAGAAUAAUUGUGGAAAAUAUGUGAUAUAUCUUUGGACGUUUCAGUUCGAUCCUAAGUGCAUUCAACGUUUCUGGUGAAUUGAUUUAUCUUUUGUAGAACGACUAGUUACAGUGGCGUAGCUACCUUGGGUGGCACCCGGUGCGGAAGUUGGUGGUGCCACCCCAUCGAAAGUCAAAAGCGAUAAAUUUUAUAUGAUUUAUAAAUGUCAUGGAUCAUUUAAUAUUUAUAUUUAAAAUAUUGAACAUAUAACAAAACACAAUAAAAACUAAGACAGAAAAAAUAUUUUUGUCUUACAAUUAAAAUAUUUUCUUUCUAGCUUUGAUAGCUGCAAACUCAGAAAUAACUAACCAAGAUUGCUGAGCCGCGAUUGGGUCAUUGUUGCCCGCAAAUAGUUUUUUUAUUGAUUGUAGUUUACUGAAACUCCUUUCACAUGAAGCUACGGAUACGCAAACCGACAUGAACAAUUUUGGUGCAAUCUCAAGAUUUGGAAGAGAUUCUGUAAAAUCCUAUUCUACAAUAGAAUUUAAAAAAAUCUAGAGAUACCGAAUCAAAAACUGUAAUAUUAGCGGCUUUUAAGUGUCUUCGCAGUCUUGGUAUCACCAAAAGUAAUUCUGUUUCUGAGACCUCGUCAUAAAAAUCAGUAAAAAAUGUUGAUGUAACUAAUUUCACUUCUUCAGUAUUCGCCAAAAGCAAAGUAUUUGUUUGUACGAUCUCAAACAAUGAAGCUAGGUCUUGAAGAGACUUCGAUCUUGUCUGGAGUUCAACUCUGAAAAAGUUGAGUCACCGAGUGGGUGUCACCCCAAAAAAGGUGACACCCGGUGCGGCCCGCCUCCGCCUCCCCCCCUUGCUACGCCACUGACUAGUUAUCUAUAUUAUUCCAAAUGAAAACCAUUAAUUCUUCAGACACCUAUAUUCCGUUUACCUACGUGGUAACGAGCUGUUGCGCACAAGGAAUAUUCUUGGCUUGUGAGAUGAGCUUUUAUAUUGAGAACCUAAAGUAGAAAUAACUUGAUAAAACAUCGUAUAUGACCUGUCAGUAAUACUAAAAUAUAAAAUCAUUAUACAAAAUUUGUCUUGACAUGAUUGACUUGAAUAAAUGAGUCUUCUCGUUUAAAUGUAGGAAAAAAGAUCCCCAAAUUCUUCGAAGAUAUCACUCCUUUAAAAUUGACACCUGAGCCUAAAAUAAUAAAACAACGCAGAUGAUUAGUCCAGAAAAUGUUCUCAGGUUCUACAUACAAAGUAGUAUAUCCACAUAAUUUUUGUUAAAUGAGGUAUAUUAUUGCGUUAAAUAAAAUUACCUUUUGGCUGAGUUUCAGUAGAAGUUUUAUGUUUGUACAACUGUAUUAGCAUGUUUAAUAAUACGACCGUAUAUCAUGAAUACAAGGAAAGUUAUCACCCAGAGAUGGUGAUGAGAACAAUUUUCUCGUCCACAGUGGAUUGUAUUAAUUUGCUUCGAGAAGUAAAAUAAACCCAAUGGGGUACCCGUUUAUUAGCAACGAGUUGAGUGUGUGUUUAUUUUUUGUUUUCAAACCACCCGCAAAAAUUACCUUGUUAGAUCUGAUUGUGGAGGUGUGCCGCCGUCACCCCUCCAAACGUUUAGGCUCAUAAACGCUUCUAAGAAAUACAGACAAUCCAACUGCAGUAACUGAAAAGAAUGAAGAAUCAAUUGAGCUAUCAAGAUAAAUCUAAAUGACAAAAUCCAUCAAGCUGUUUGUUUAUACAACUUUAGUAUACCCAGUGUCACUGACAAGACAAAUCUAGAGACAACUCAUAUGUCAAAACCAUCAAGCAGUUUAAGCUGUAGCCUGUGAAAUAGGAAUUCAGUGUUGUAAUUUUUUAUUAAAUUGAAGAGCUCUCGAUUUUUAAUCGUCGGCACCCCCCUUCCCUUGGGAUCAUCAAUGUGCCCACCCUUGAAUUUUGCUGUAUGGGCGGCUAAGGCAGUACAUUUCGUAUUUUUCAUUGUUACGUUUGGUUCAAAUGCAAAAUAUAAAAUUCGUCUUUAUUCAAGUGCGUGAUAAUUAAUAGGUAUAUCACCUUUUUAUAAACAUGUAUGAAGUCAUUGAUUUAUUAUUUAUAGUAAUACUAAAACAGUCGCAUUUAUUGUUGAUAUAUAUUAUAAUUUUAUGCUUAUCAAUGUGUGUAAUACCGCAAGCCAUACAGUACGUAGUGAGAUACAGUAUAAGCCUUAUUCACAUGUUUUAAUUCAAUAUUUUAAACAAAACUAUUUGUAUGUAUGAUUACUUCCCUUUUUUGUUCGUAAAAUGUAUUUAGUUUUUUACUUAUUUUAUGAUUAAAUCUGUGAUAAAAGUACUUCCUUGCACAAAAUGGCUAUACUUAUUCAAACUAUUGUAUCAUAAUUUCACUUUUAUUUUCGUUUUACGAUUUUAUAUUAUAUUUUACUUGAUCGUGUUGUAUAGGGUCAGGGUGGCAACAAUGAAUGUUGCUUGAGAUAUUGUCGCAAAAAACCUAUAAACAUUCUAGCUUCAAUUUAUUUGCAGUUCACUAUGGUUCAACUAUUUUGAUUAUAUUGUACUAUUUAAAAAAAAAACGUGUGAUGUUCUCACGGCACUUGUUUUCAUUAAAGUUUCCAAGUGAUUCGUCAUGUACUACAUCCUUAAGUAAAUAAUGGAUUACUGAAGUACAUAUUGCAUAUGUAUUACUUUGUGUAUUAAAGGAAAGAGGUUACUGAUACCGAUAUAAUGUUUAUUGGUACAAAAACAAGAAUAUUGAACAGUUCAUUGAGAAUCUCUUGGCCAUAACUAGUAUCUAAACAUAUCUUUCUUAACUAGACCAAAACAAAACACAUCUUUUAAUAUUGCACGAACAAAAACAAAUUGUGCUGAAAUCUUGAAUCUAGAAACAUCAAUAUAAACAACUAAUAUUUUCAAAUUAUUCAUUGAAAUAGAGAUUAAAGUUAUGGGCUUUAAGUAACAUAAAAAAUUAAUUCAGUUAACAUUAGGUAGAGAUGAAUCAAAGGAAAAUCUAUAAAGGGACUUGUUGCCUUUACACAUUGGCCUUGGUAAAUUACAUUUUAUAUCAUCGACGAUGACAAAAAGUAUGUUAGACAAACUGGGCAUUCGACAUUGGUGUUCUUGAUGUUAUCUGAAAAAACUUUGUCCUUUUCUAGGCGUUACCAUUCUCAAAACAAACAAUAGUGGAUAGCAACACUAAACGAACAGCAAAUAGAACUGUCACAAAUGUAUCGAUGAUAUUGUUUUCUUUCGAUACUGUAUACAAUGGUUCACGAUUCAUUGUGUACUUACGGUUCACUAUUUAUACUAGUCCAAUAAUGAAUAAAAACUAAUUUGUCAUUGGAAAUCGCUUAACUGUUUUCCAAAAUUUUCUCCACUAUGAUCUAUACACCUUUUCAUGCGUUCGAACCAUUAUUCAUAACACAUUUUCCGCUCCGCUUGAGAUAUCUCCAAAACAUACUUUAUGAACAGCUUCUUCUGCCGACGAAAAUCGUCGUCUACGCGAUUUAUUCUUAACUUACUGGAACAGAAAGAUGUCAUUGGGUGCCAAGUCGGAAUUGUAUCGAGGAUGACGCAUUAAAUCAAUAUUCUGAGGGCUCAAAUAGUCCAUUGUUUCACGAGAAACGUGAGAGCUCGCAUUGUCUUGAUGAAGAAUUACCCGAUGGCGUUUGUUGGUUUUCCUUAUUUCACCGAAGACUUUCAGCAAACAAACAGUUGUGUACCAUUCAGAAUUAACUGUUUUACGUUCCUCUAAAGGUACUGCUGCCACAUGACCAGUUUUUUUUCGAAAAAACAGACGACCAUUUGUCUCGAAGUGCGUCGUGCGCGAUGAACCUUUGUCGGAUUUGGCUCGUCUUGCAACACCCAUACAGUCGACUACUGUUUCCUUUCCGGCUCAUAAGCAUAGAUCCAUGAUUCAUCACCUGUUACAAUCUUACACACGUCUUUUGAAGCACCGACAUUGUAUUUUUCGAGCAUUUGUUUGCACCAAUCUCCUCUUUUUGAGCUUCUGUUAAAUUAUGUGAAAUCCAACGAGAACAGACCUUUUUCACAGCUAAAUGAUCAUGUAAUAUUUUAUGUAUGCUAGUGGAACUAAUGCCUAAGGCUGCCUCAAUCUCACAAUAUGUCACAUGACGAUCUUGCGUUAUUACUUUUUGCACAGCAACAAUGUUUUUUGGCACAACAAUUUACUUUGGACGUACUUCACGACAUCACCAAGAGAGUGGCGGUCACGAUUAAAUUCGUUAUACCAUCGUUUAACAGUGGCAAAGUAUGGGGCUUCAUCACCAAAAGUCGAAGUAAGUUGAUCGAUGCGUUCCUGCCUUGAUAAUCCACGUCGAAAGUUGUAAUAAUCAUCAUCGCACGAAAAUUUUCACGAGUCAAAUCUAUUUUUUCACUGAGACACAGUUUUCAAAUCGCUAUCAUCAUAAAUCGUACUGAAAUGACAAAACGUUCUGGAGAAGCUUAUGUUUAAAAAUGUCAAACUUGCAAUUGGAAACGUCAGAUGGAGCCUAAGCACACUUGAUAUUAUCGAGGCUGAAAAUAUAAAUAGUGACGUUCGUAUUAAGACUGAUUCAUUGUGUACUAAGACAUCGUUACCAUUUCAAAAUGUAACCCAGCCCUACGUCCCACAUGCUAGACAAACAUAAACUCAAUUACUUACAUUUUGCAAUAGAUGCACCAGCACUCAGAUAUAACAACAUGAAAAUACGAUAGAAAAGAACGAAUCUUACCUUAAAAUCUUUUUUUUUUUUUUUAAUUAAAAACACAAAACACAUGGCCUUGUUCGGGUGAUUUCGGUUGUCGAGUAUUAAAGUCUAGGUUGAGAGAAAUAGGGGGUGAUCCAUUGUACCCGCUUUAGUCAUUGUUGCCACCCUGACCAUAUGCAUUUUGUGCUAUGUAGUUGUAGAUUUUAUUAUAAAUUCACUUGUCAGAACUUGUAUAAUUACAUGGAUAAGAAAGAAAAUAUAAAUUACGUAUUCUUAUCAGGUUGAUAAAAAUUGUCAUACAUAAUUGAAUCCAGUGUGGUCAAAUUUUUGCCAUGUUGGUCGCAUCCAGUAGAGCAUAUCGCUAUUCGAAGGAGUAUCAACACUUGCAUUACUACGUUUACUCGUACAUCUACUACUUUGAGGUGUAUGUAUGUACGUACUUUUGGUCACAGAUAUCGCUCGAGUAGCGACGAAACGUUCUGAUGAACGCGACAGAAAGUCCAAAAGGGUUUUUGGGCCCAGAGCGGAUGACUUGGAUAAGUGCUAAAUUCUAUUGUAAAUAUAUUGUAAAUGGCUCAAAAAACACCGUUACCAUAAGCCCCCGAAAUUGAGGGGUCUCUAAGAUAAUGCAUCUUGGAACUAAUGAGUUUGCUAAUCAAGUGUUUAAUAUACGAUGAAUAAAUUGUAUGUUAUUCGAUAUUUCCAUUUUUUAGGGAAUCUAUCGUAAUGAAACAUGUUUUAUCACAAUAAUUGUCAUGGAACGGCGGGUGAUGAUUUUAUUCUUUCUUGAUACUGUCCAUAUCCUAAGUUUCAUAAGUUUUCGAGUUUUUCUGAAAAGCAAUACGAUAAUUAUUUUUUUAAUUUGGAGUUUACAAUAGUAACCAGAAAUUGAGGAAACAAUACAGUUCAGGAGGUUUCUAUCUGCCUCUGCUGGCGGUUACCGCAGUUUAGAUUUAUAGACUAUAAAAUAAUUAGUAACCACUAGACAUGAAUCUCAAGAAACCCAGAUCAUUACAUAGGAAAAAGUGCUAUUUAGCCAUUUUUUCUUUCUAUCUCUGAAACUCAUCAAUAUCUAAUGACUAAUGAUACCAACAUCACAUUUGGAUUCUGCAUACCAAAAAGUAUAACAUACGCCACCGUUUGUGGAUACCCGAGGUGGACCCAAAACUGACAUCCUUCUUUAUUGUUCAACAUGGCAAUGCCCAUAAUUUCAAUGCAAUAUUGACUUGAAAAAGGAUCGUUUGAUUUUCAUGAGUAAUGUAUUAGAUAUGUGCUAUAUUGUGAAAGUGUUCAACGGGAUCAUUUGUUACUUUGCACUUGUUCAUAUAUGCAGAUGAUUUUAAAAAUAUUAUAAACAGC